This is a messenger RNA of Didymella exigua CBS 183.55, 4231 nucleotides long. Its product is annotated as leucine rich repeat protein. The record is from RefSeq and is a predicted model, not a curated record. Lineage: Eukaryota; Fungi; Ascomycota; Dothideomycetes; Pleosporales; Didymellaceae. Bases 353 to 4012 code for a protein of 1219 amino acids. The transcript is spliced from 5 exons.
UGCCGCCGCAACAGUGACACCCAGUCUGGUCGGCGCUCUGCCAACUUUUGCACCUACACCUGCAAAUGAUCACCAGCAUUUCACCUCGCAAACUGAGACACAAUCGCUCGUAUCGGCGUAUAAUCUCUUAGACAUCUACCUACUCAAACCCCCGGCUCCCCAUGCAACAGUAAUUUGCGCCGCGAUUGGCCGCCAAGUUCGACAUUUCGCGACUGUACCGCGCUGCCUCUGCUGCUCUCACUCGAGCGUGCCCCAUUCAAUCCCAAUCAGCUUGUGGUCCUCCGCAUGCGCCAUUACUGCCGCUGACCUCGCGUGGGGCGGCGCCCGCAAGCAGAGAAGGUAGUCGCUCAUCAUGUCCAAGGACAAACGGCGGAGCAUCUUCGGUAGCUCUCUCAGCGCAUUCACGAGCAUUACACCCAAAAAAGAUGAGUCGCAGCCAGCGAAUCUCCUACGGAAGCGCCGGACGGCGUCGUUUAUGUCCAAUCUGUCAGAUGUGUCAGGGUACAGCGAGAAACAGACAAUCGACGAGAACACCGUGACAGAAACACCGACCUCCGUUCCUGCCGCGCGACCACGACCGCAACUGCCCAAUCGAGGGAACGGCAAGCGCGCCAGCUCGGUAUUCGGGUCGCUGAGAAGCUCCAAGUACCUCGACGACGAGCCACUCUCUGCGACUUCGACGCGCACGUCUAUGGGGUUUGACUCCCCUGUCGACGAUACACAUAGCCGCCACGUCUUGCAGCAUGGCGAGGUUCAGACGAGCAGCUCCAUGUUCAGGAAGAAAAAGGAAUACCUCGUCCUGACUGAGACACACCUCAUCAGGUUCAAAAGCCAGUCAAAGGCGUCAGAUGCAUUUACUGGGGUAUCAUCACUACACAACGGCAGCAAUCGCGCAUCGACCUACCGACAUAGUCAUAGUCCCUCGACCGGCUCGGCGCAAGAAGCUCAAUCACUCGCCUCAGAUGCCUCCGGAGACCGCGAGAUGGGCACGCCUUUGCGCCAUAUCGUAGCUGUGUUUCAUGCACCAGACGGAGGUCCAUACUUCGCUCUAGACGUCUACUAUCUGGACGACGAGACGAACCAUGCCUCGUCGAUGACACUGCAGUUUGGCGACCCCGACGAAAUGCACACAUGGAUGUUCAAGAUACGGUACGCUUCGAACAGCGCACGUCUGUCAGACGCAAACCCACUUUCUGCAUACAACUCGCAUCUUGCUGCUCGUGUGGUGGAAGCAGAGCGAGACUACGUGCCUCCACAUUAUGCGAUAUACAAGGUGGUCCUACGGGAGCCAGGCAAGACAGCAUCGAGGGCGUCAGCAGAGGACCUAGGCAAGCUCUCUGCUUCUGUCUGCUUUCUUGCAAUUGGCGUACACAAGGCACAUUUGAUCCCAUUGUUCAAGCCACCUUCUCAACGAACAUCCAGCCCUUCCUUGGCUUCGCUCAAUUCUCAAUCAUCACACGGGAUACUUGCACUUACCGAAUGUGUUCUUAGCGAGAUUGACGAUACCUUCCAUUUGACGUUCAGGAAACCCUUGGAGAAGGCCAAAACUUUCCACUUGGCAUCACUUGCAUCCCAUGACAUUGCUGUCCGUCUGCGCCAUGUCGAAGAAACCAUGCGACCGGAGUGGGAAUCCCGGCCGUAUCAAUUCGUUGUACCUGAAGCUGUCAGAAAUGAUAUCCUCCGUCAAUCUCAAGUUCACACGAUGGACCAAGACUCUCUCGAUCGCACGCUCAUUGGCUAUUGCAUUGCGUACGGUGUACAACCUGAGAACAUCAGUUACCAAAUCACAUACCCAGACGAAGACUCUCCGCGUUUUGAGCUGCUGCAGCCCAUUGGACUACGACGCAGCCAGUACACCGUACAUGAGUUGCUAGCAGUCAUGCGAGCAUUACGAUACAACGAAACUUUUGCAGGCAUCGCGUUUAAGGAUGUACAUCUCGAUAUUUUGAAUGGAUUGAUUGACGAGCACGGGGUUGAACACGUCUGUACGAAGACAAAGCGAGGAACAUACGCGCGGAUAGACAUCGAAGAUCUUUCACGUUCCUGCUUGCUGGUGCAAGAGAUUCGGGCCCUGGCCUUGACCAAUCGCAAAUUGCGACGCAUGGACUUCUCGAAUUGCAUCAAGAAAAAACCCAAAGAUUUCACAGAAGCAAAGUCGAGUGCGAGAGACACAGGCUGUGGGAUAGUUGAAGCUCUGUUUCCUCUGUGCAAGUACCAAACGACAAAUGUUGACUGGAUUGCCUUGAACGGCAUUCAGCUUGGCGAGACAGACUUGGACUAUCUAGUUGCAGCGGCAGUCGAGCGCGCUUGCCAUCUGCGUGCUCUUGAGAUGAGCCGCUGCGGUCUGACGGAUCGUGCAUUGUCUCUUAUCUUGGAUUCUCUACGAUCACAGGAGACCACUCUUGAGGCAUUGAAUCUUUCUUCAAAUCCCUUCCGCCUUUCACCCGCCUUGUUCGACUCGCAAAUUGGCUGUUUUGCAUACCUCACAAAGCUGGACCUUUCUCACGUUGCGCGAACAUCCGGUCCGGAGCCCCUGAUAUCCGUUGAAACGCUUAACGUGAUGCGGCUCCAGGAGCUGAGUUGGAGCGGCACUUCGCUCAACGCAGCGACUAUUGAUGCCAUUGCCGGUUACCUCAUCAACACCAAGCAGUCGAAAGGUCUGCGAGAGCUGAAAGUCGACCAUUGCUACAUCACAGGAAAGGAUGUCGCCUACUUGCUCCAAUCUAUGACGGAAGAGCCUGGCAGAGCCAGAGAUCUGCACCUAGAUGUUAGCGAGAACUACAUCGAGAAGGACCUCAAGAGGCUGACGAAAGCAAUUGCAACCGGUUACGCUCCGGCACAUCUCACGAUUCGCCUACUCGAGUUCGAGGAAGAAGCAGACUUUCGUAAGAUGAUCUUGGCUUUAGCACAGAACAACACAAUCCGCCAGCUUGAUAUCUCCCGUGCGUCUCUACCUAGCGAUGCUUCAGAGGAGACAUGCCAAGCGCUUGAGAAGAUGUUCUCGGACAACAGAACCCUUGAGUGGCUUGACAUGUCAGGAGAAGACUCAAGAUUGGAAACCACUAAGCUCGGUGUUGGACUCAAUAGGGCGCUGCGAGGCUUGCAGCAUAACAAGUCAUUGCGCGUCUUGUACAUACGAUAUCAAAAACUUGGGUUACAAGGGGCAAGCACGCUUGCAGACGUGCUCAAGGCUAACAAAACACUGCAUUAUCUUUACUGCGAGAUGAACGACAUAGCAUUGAACGGCUUCACAGAUCUCGUCAAUGCUCUUCAUCGUAACACCACGCUCUUAUAUCUUCCAACGAUGCAUGAGUCUCGUCAAAUGGCGCUCAAGCGUACGGAAGACCAGGUCAAGCAGAUGCGUGAUGACACAUCCGCCUACACAACCUCAAAGCCCGUAUCCGUCCGCAGCAAGCUUGCAAGCAAAGCCAGCAAAGUCACAAUCAAAACCGGCAGGGACCGCGGGCCAUCAAUUGGUCUCUCCGAUCAGGACAUCAAAGCCGCCUUGGGGCUCGUUGACGAGAGCUGGUCGCGACAGGAGUACCGAUUGCAGCAGUACCUUCAACGCAACUAUAACAUUGCUAACGGCAUUCCCGUUUCCAUGGAUGUCGGUGAUGAAGAUUUUGAGCGCGACCGGCCAGACACAGCCUCCAGUCACAGUAAGAUCAUCGAGAGGAAGUGUGUCGAUAGCACACCUACAGCAGAGAAGCUUCGCCGACUCGGCGCUGCCACACCAGGCUCAUUCUACGAGUCACCCGGGAGCACACCAAGUAGUACGCCAGAUUUCCACAUGGCGAAGACGAGACAAACGCACGCUUCGAAGGUAGACUACUUUAGCAGCACAUUCGAACCAAACACGAACGGUUCGUCUGCUGGGAUAUCAGCCGUCGAGCAAGAGAUUCUGAUGGAGCAGACGGUCGGACGGGACAGACUCAACCUCGACUUCGACGUGACAAGUCUAGGAAAGGAGAUCGAGAUGAGCUUUGCUCAGAAUCGGGACGCAUUCUCAUAGCGGCCUUCCGCACUCUAGCUGUGCAUUUUGCACCCACAUCUUGAUUUUGGCACACACAUAUCAGGCGCAUUUGUACAAGCAUUUUGCAUACACGGUGUUGCAUUUUCUGGUUUUUGGGAGGUCGUCAUCAUGUUUUCGCAGCGUACAUUGGAACGUUUUUCUUUUCGAUGCACAUAGCAACAAUUGAGCAAUCCGCAAUCUUCACCUAGUAAAGCGCAG